Fundulus heteroclitus (mummichog) is the source of this 2153-nucleotide messenger RNA. RefSeq names its product F-box only protein 3. Lineage: Eukaryota; Metazoa; Chordata; Actinopteri; Cyprinodontiformes; Fundulidae. The record is from RefSeq and is a predicted model, not a curated record. The coding region runs from base 52 to 1425 and encodes 457 amino acids. The transcript is spliced from 12 exons. Gene Ontology annotation, molecular function: protein binding.
CAGCAGGGGGCGCUGCAGCGGCGCCGCGUCCAGGCAGAACCAGCGCUAACAAUGGCAGCCGCCUCGGAGCUCCAGCUGGACCUGCUGCCCUCAGACCCGCUGCUCCACGUCCUGUCCUACCUGAGCUUCAGGGACCUGCUCCGCUGCAGCUACGUGAGCAAGAGGCUGAACGAGCUGACCAAGCACAACCCACUGUGGAAGCGACACUGCUGCAAACACUGGCUGCUGACAGACGCCGACCGGUCGCAGCGGGGCCUGUCCUGGUACGGCCUCUUCAGACACUACUACUCUGACCUGGGCCGCUACAUCCAGCACUACGCGGCGCUGAAGAAGGCCUGGGAGCAGCUGAAGGGCUUCCUGCAGCAGAGAUGUCCUCGGAUGAUCGUUUCGCUCAAAGAUGGCGCCACCGAGCAGGAGCUGGACGACGUGGAGGCUCAGAUCGGGUGCAAACUUCCAGACGAUUACCGCUGCUCCUUCCGCAUCCACAACGGCCAGAAGCUGGUCAUCCCAGGGCUGAUGGGCAGCAUGUCUCUCUCCAACCACUACCGCUCUGAAGUGCUGCUGGACGUGGAGACGGCAGCGGGGGGCUUCCAGCACAGGAAAGGAAUGAGGCGUUCGCUGCCGCUCACCUUCUGCUUCCAUACCGGGCUCAGCCAGUAUGUGGCGCUGGAGGACGCCGAGGGACGCAAGACGGGGGAGAGCUUCUACCCGUGUCCUGAUCAAACGGCCCAGGACCCGUCGGCCAUCGACAUGUUCAUCACAGGCUCCAGCUACUUGGACUGGUUCACAUCCUACGUCGCCAACGUCGUCACAGGAGAAUACCCAAUCAUCAAGGACCAGAUCUUCAGGUACAUGCACGAGAAGGGCUGCGUGGCGACCACCGGCGACAUCACCGUCUCCGUCUCCACCUCCUUCCUGCCGGAGCUGUCGUCGGUCCACCCGCCGCACUUCUUCUUCACCUACCGCAUCAGGAUAGAAAUGUCCAGGGGCGCCUCUCCCAAAGCCGCGUGCCAGCUGGACAGCCGCUACUGGAAGAUCACCACCUCCGACGGGAACGUGGAGGAAGUGCAGGGUCCGGGCGUGGUCGGAGAGUUUCCGGUCAUGACGCCCGGGAAGGUGCACGAGUACGCCAGCUGCACCACCUUCUCCACGCCGUCCGAGUUCAUGGAGGGCCACUACACCUUCCACAGACUAGCCAACAAGGAGGAGGUGUUCCAGGUGGCCAUCCCUCGCUUCCACAUGGUCUGUCCUCCGUACCGAGAGCCGGAGUCUCGAACCAAAGCGUCGACCAGCGACUCGCCUCCCUUCGACAACGAUGGCCAAGACGACGACGGCGGCGGCGAUCGCGACCGAGGAAGGUUCGGAGGCCUGAGGGGCAUCAACACCUCGGCGCUGGACGGCCUGCGGUGCCCCAAGUUCACCUGAGCUGCCGGCGGCCGCAGCGCCGCCAACGAGCCAUAAACUCAAACUGAAUCACUUGAACUUCCAGUUGCCAAACUGCACCUGAGUCGGUGCGCCGUUUUCAGGAAAAGAAAAAAAAAGCUCCUUUUUUGUUUUUUUUUGUUUUCUCUCUGAAGACCCGGUUCAGGUCAAAGAUCCGUUACUGGGAGCCGAAGAUUCGGUUCAUCUACGGAGCGGCAGAGAUUCUUCAUCUCCUGUUACAGACCAACCAGAACUUUAUCCCCCAACAUUCCUGAACUCACGAUAGACGCCGGAGGAAGCGAACGCCUCCGUUUAAAGGUUUAGAGCUCAGGUUUGGGCCAUCUAGUGGAUCGGCGUGGUAUUACAGCUUUAUUUGCUUUGCGGUUUGCUUCUUUCCCUGAGAUGUUGAUGAUUUCUGUUACUGGGGUGAAAAGUUUAGUUCUAACAUCAGUAGACACGUUUUCAGGCCAGAGACGAGCAAAAACUUCUGUUUCCGGGUAAAAAAUGCAGAAUUUAUUGAUGUUUUUUUUUUUUAUUAUUAUAUAUAUCUAUAUCAGUGUUGUAGAGAGUGAGGAGAAGCCCCGUGUGAAAAUGUCGCUGAGCUUUUUGGGUUGAGGUGUUGCUUGUUUCUCCCAGCCUGCCUGGUUUGGGUUUCUGGGCGAACGCGGAACGGCGGCAGGUUUGCCUUUUUCUAUGUUUGGGUUCAAUAAAGCCAGGUUCUGUGAAUCUCU